Verticillium dahliae VdLs.17 is the source of this 1782-nucleotide messenger RNA. RefSeq lists its product as uncharacterized. The record is from RefSeq and is a predicted model, not a curated record. Bases 1 to 1194 code for a protein of 397 amino acids. The transcript has 2 exons. NCBI's taxonomy places the organism in Eukaryota, Fungi, Ascomycota, Sordariomycetes, Glomerellales, Plectosphaerellaceae. Gene Ontology annotation, molecular function: protein dimerization activity.
AUGCCGCGCCCAGCGCUUCCCCCGACACCAGCCUCCUCCACCGACAUUGAGGGCAAGGACGGCACAAAAAAGCUGGCGUCUCUCCAGCUGGCAUUUGAGCUGCCUCCCCCCGCCAUCGCUCGUGACCCCUCUAGCAUCUCCCCCACCGACAUGAGGACUUCGCCACCCAGUUUACCGUCUGUUUCGUCUGGCCGGGCUUCCUAUCCUAUGCAGGUCGCCGAGGCCGUCAAGUCGCGGCGCCGUGCAUCCUCGACAGCUCAGAAACCCGCCGCCAAGGAGGCCUUCACACUACCCCCACCACCCACUAGGUCACGAAAGAUCAUCCAGAUGAAACCGAAGCAGGAGGAGCCCGAAGAGGAUUCACCGUCCGCCAAAAACUCCACAGCUUCCAAGGCUGCAGCAUCAAAUGGGACUGCGGCGGCAGCGUCGAAGAAGAAGCAGCCGUCUGCGACGAGCGCAGCCGGGCGGAAGAUUGCGAGAAAGACAGCACACAGUCUGAUCGAGCGCCGUCGGAGGUCCAAGAUGAAUGAGGAGUUUGCCGUGUUGAAGGGCAUGAUCCCGGCGUGUACGGGCGAGAUGCACAAGUUGGCCAUUCUCCAGGCUUCCAUUGAGUAUGUCAGAUAUCUCGAGGACUGUGUGUCCAAGCUCAAGGAGCAACGAGAGGCGCCCGAUAUGCAGACGCCUACCGAAGGUGGCCGUGACUUGUGGGCAUCCAUCCCCCAAUUUGCCCCAACGUACCGUGAGGACCCUUCUGGCGAUAUUGAAAUGACCGGCUCCGAAGCCGCAUCGCCUCCAUUUGCUGCCCAGCCGUCCCACUCACAUCAGCCGUCCGUGUCGCCUGCCCUGCUAGCCGAAGACGCGAGGAACCGAAACCACUCGUACUCGUCGACGUCUACCGACCACAGGCACUACAGCUACAGCGCCUCUUCGGCCACCACAUCACCGGCGUUCGGCCCCCAAAUAUAUGACUACGGUCGCGCGGGUGGACCCUCGCAGCCACCAUCGGCGCUGACGAGCCCCGCCCUUGCGCCGCAAAGGGAGCACCGCGAUCUGGAUCAGGAGGCGACGGCAGCCCUGCUCAUGCUUAACAGCGACCGCCGGGGCACUAUCGGAAGCGGACAUGGUCGCAGCAGCGUGACGGAAAGCCAGGGCACGGGGCGUGGCAUGUCGGUGCGGGACCUCCUCAGCGCAUGAAUGGGGGCCGUCUUCUGGUGUUGGCCAUCUCAACAACGAACGAUCUCAUCUUUCCUCACGUUUUGUGAGGGUGCUGUGUCAGGAAAAACGUUGGGCGGCUGGCUUCCUGUCUUAUGAAUGGCGUCGGCGUUUGUGUUUUGAUUUUCGUUUCCUCGACGAGGUUGGUUUCGGCGUCUCGCAUGGUUUGCUUCGUGUUGGGGCAAUGGUCUGUCUGACAAGCAAAGGGUCGACAAAGGGGGGUCUAGAACAUGAUCGAAGAGGUCCAUUUGGCAAUCACUGCCAUGCCUGUCGGGUCUCUCGUCUGUACCCCAUUGGAGCAGCGCAUCCGGCACGCUGUCCUGACUCGGCUUGCGGCAGGCAGGUGGCAAGUGGCAUAAGGCUUCGACUGUCUGUGCAGCACGGCGUUAUAAGGAUAUGGGGAUGUUUAUUUCUUUGGGUUUCAAAAGAGGGCGCCGACCUGUCACGAAUGAAGGGUUUCUCAUGGCGAGAUACAUGAAGUUUACUACCUUAAUACGACCCGUUCAACCGGUCUGUCGCAGUGUUCCCAUUUCAGAAGAACAGUGCUGGAAUAUACAAACUUACGAUGGC